AGCGGACGCCAUUUUCCCAGAGAGAGGCAGUGACAUAGAAGGGAGCGUAGGAGGCUGAAAGGAGGGAGACACGGGAGCAGCGGUGGCAGCGGGGUUUGUACGCAGGUCCCAAGGCAGAGGCGCUUCCUAGCUGGUCCCUGAAGGGCUCUGCGCAUUGAGCUAGCUCUGGGGGGAGGGGGGGGCCUCCUCUUUCUUUCCCCUUUCCUUUCUUCUAUCCAGGUCUGCUGAGGGCUGAGUGUUGCCCAGGGUAGGGAUAUCCGCAGUGGGGUUGUUGCAUUGUUUUGGUUGGGGUAGAGAAGGGGCUCAGCUGAGGGGUCCUGCUGCCUGGCCUGUGACCAUUACAGGGUUUGUGGAUGCACUUAGAUGUUUGCAAUGAGCACUGUGGCUGGCAUGCCCCAGUGUUUUGGAUAUCAAUGCAUAGGACUCCGUAGUAAUCGAAUUUAUCAGAAACGAACGUCAUGAGCAUAGUGAUCCCACUGGGGGUUGACACAGCUGAAACUUCUUAUUUGGAAAUGGCUGCAGGCUCAGAACCAGAAUCUGUAGAAGCUAGCCCUGUGGUAGUUGAAAAAUCGAACAGUUAUCCGCACCAGUUGUACACCAGCAGCUCUCAUUCACACAGUUACAUUGGUUUGCCCUAUGCAGACCAUAACUAUGGUGCUCGGCCUCCUCCAACGCCUCCAGCUUCUCCUCCUCCGUCAGUGCUUAUCAGCAAGAAUGAAGUAGGCAUAUUUACCACUCCCAACUUUGAUGAAACCUCCAGUGCUACAACCAUCAGUACAUCAGAGGAUGGAAGCUAUGGAACUGAUAUUACCAGAUGCAUUUGUGGAUUUACACAUGAUGAUGGAUAUAUGAUCUGUUGUGACAAAUGCAGUGUUUGGCAGCACAUUGACUGCAUGGGGAUUGACAGGCAACAUAUUCCUGACACUUACCUGUGUGAACGUUGUCAACCAAGGAGUUUAGAUAAAGAAAGAGCAGUGCUGUUGCAGCGAAGAAAAAGGGAGAAUAUGUCAGAUGGGGAUACCAGUGCAACGGAAAGUGGUGAUGAGGUUCCUGUGGAACUGUAUACUGCUUUUCAACAUACACCAACUACAAUUACUGUAAAUCCUACGAGAGUUACAAAAGUCAAUGAUAAGAAAAGGAAAAAAAGUGGGGAGAAAGAGCAGAACAUAGCAAAAUGUAAAAAAGCAUUUCGAGAAGGGUCCAGGAAGUCUUCGAGAGUAAAGGGCUCGGCUCCAGAGAUUGAUCCUACUGACAGUUCCAACUUUGGAUGGGAAACUAAAAUCAAAGCAUGGAUGGAUCGUUAUGAAGAAGCAAAUAAUAACCAAUACAGUGAGGGUGUUCAGAGGGAGGCACAAAAAAUAGCCCUGAGAUUAGGCAAUGGGAAUGACAAGAAAGAAGUCAACACCAGCAAUCUGAUUUUCAAACCUCCAGUAGAGAGUUAUGUGCAAAAAAACAAGAAAAUUUUAAAAGCUGCCAAAGAAUUGCCUCCUGAUGCACUUAUUAUUGAAUACAGAGGAAAGUUCAUGCUGAGAGAACAAUUUGAAGCCAACGGAUAUUUCUUUAAAAGGCCAUACCCUUUUGUCUUAUUUUAUUCCAAAUUUCAUGGGCUAGAAAUGUGUGUUGAUGCAAGGACAUUUGGAAACGAAGCUCGAUUCAUCAGGCGCUCAUGUACACCAAAUGCGGAGGUGAGGCAUGUAAUCGAAGAUGGAACAAUUCAUCUUUAUAUUUACUCCAUCCAUAACAUUCCAAAGGGAGCUGAGAUUACGAUUGCAUUUGAUUUUGAUUAUGGAAAUUGUAAAUACAAAGUGGAUUGCGCUUGCCUCAAAGAAAAUCCUGAAUGUCCUGUUCUGAGACGUUCUGAACCUACAGAAAACAUCAUUACUGGAUAUGAGACGAGGAGAAAAAAAGGAAAGAAAGAAAAGGAUGUUUCAAGAGAAAAGGAGACUCAAAAUCAGAACAUCACAUUGGACUGUGAAGGAGCAGGCAACAAAAUUAAAAUCCCAGAUAAUAAGCAGAGGAAGCUAUCUCCCCUCAGGCUCUCCAUCUCUAAUAAUCAGGAGCCAGAUUUUAUUGAUGAUAUAGAAGAAAAAACUCCUAUUAGCAAUGAAGUAGAAAUGGAAUCAGAGGAGCAGAUUGCAGAAAGGAAAAGGAAGAUGGUAAGUUGGGAAGCAAUAGCUGCUUAA
Molecule: messenger RNA, 2183 nt
Organism: Tinamus guttatus (white-throated tinamou)
Lineage: Eukaryota; Metazoa; Chordata; Aves; Tinamiformes; Tinamidae
Source: RefSeq, a predicted model, not a curated record